UCAAAUACAAAUUGUAUAAAUUCCUUGAAGUAGGUACAGAUCGGUAACUCCUUCUUGGUUUGCUUCGAAAGCACCAGUUCAGUACGGAAACAAAUAAAAAAAAAACAAUGCCAAAGCAGUAUCUGGAGUAAGACCGCCGCUGCACGUUGGUCUGGUCUGUAAGAGCCAAAAUGGGUGCGAUGUUCAGCUACAGGAAAUAUUACUUCAAUACAUUUCAAAACCCUCUACUAAGUUUUUUUUUAAGUCGCAACACUUGUUGUUUUUUCAGUAAAUCCUUCCUUUUUAUUGAAACGCCCACGCCCGAGAGGCCGAGACCCGAGCAGAGCCGAUCUCCGACCGAGUUCAACGCGUCGUCUGACAUUUUGCGACUUCCUGUCCUACCUAAGCGCGCCGCAACGUACGUCGUACUCGGAAGCGGUUUGCCGUUGAUACCGGUGGUUGUACACUUGUUGUGAUAAAAUAAAUUGUGCUUAAUUUUACUCAAUUAUCAUUGUCGUAUUGAUCUUUACUAUCUGAGUAGUCUUCUUCUAAAUCGUUUACGAUGACUGUUACGAAGAAGCCAAAAAAUCCGGAGGAUAUUGCGUUUGAUGAGGAACCUGUUCUUGCCUUGGAAAAUGCGUUUGCAGCAUUUAGGCUGACUCGUCCGAGGUCCCCGCGGCCUCCUCUGCCUGCUAUCUUCUUCAACAGCACCUAUUUCGACAGCUUUUUCCAACGCUGCAACUACUGCGUUACCAAAUACUUCAAUCUGGAGCCAUGGGACCUGACCCUGGGCUUCUACGACAAGGACUAUUGUAGCUGCUCCUUGAAGAGGAUUGUGAACCGUGUCAAGGGCCUGCCGGAGGAUACAGGACUGAAUACUCUGAGGGACUGUCCUCACCGUGUGAUUCCUCACAAUUUCGCCCUAGAAAUUGAUAACUAAUGACUUCCACAAUAUUAUAUCCCAGUGGAAAGUCAUUACCCCACCAAUAUUUAUUUGUAGUGAUCCAUGUCUAUCAGUAAAUGUUGCUUCAUAUUGUGAUAAUUUUUUAAUCAAAUUUAAACUUUAUAUUUUUUAUAUUGAGUUUAAUAAUUGCAGCUAAGCUGGUAGGAAAGAUUUUGACCUGUUUGGCUAUCCUCAGAAUUGUAUAUCAAAAUAAAAUAUUAACAAGGUGUGCAACACCAAAGAGUUAACUUGCACAGCUUAACACAAGGG
Trichoplusia ni (cabbage looper) is the source of this 1192-nucleotide messenger RNA. RefSeq lists its product as uncharacterized. The transcript has 3 exons. NCBI's taxonomy places the organism in Eukaryota, Metazoa, Arthropoda, Insecta, Lepidoptera, Noctuidae. The record is from RefSeq and is a predicted model, not a curated record. Bases 542 to 919 code for a protein of 125 amino acids.